Messenger RNA from Amphibalanus amphitrite, 3740 nucleotides. It is a transcript of the gene SMC5, whose product is annotated as structural maintenance of chromosomes protein 5-like. The record is from RefSeq and is a predicted model, not a curated record. Lineage: Eukaryota; Metazoa; Arthropoda; Thecostraca; Balanomorpha; Balanidae. Gene Ontology annotation, molecular function: ATP binding; ATP hydrolysis activity. Bases 274 to 3465 code for a protein of 1063 amino acids. Gene Ontology annotation, biological process: double-strand break repair via homologous recombination. Gene Ontology annotation, cellular component: Smc5-Smc6 complex. The transcript has 2 exons.
AAAGAAUGACAGUAAAAUAGUGGUAAAAUAAAACGUUUGACCACCGUUUGACAAACUUACGCAAAGUGGCGCAAAGUUUAUCAAAGUUCGACAACUAAUACGCAUGUUGUUUUUCCGGCGCACGCUAUAAGUUAUGUAAAAAUAAAUAUUAUAACCAUUAUAACGUGUUUUGUGACUCGUGAGAGUGAGUAGCUUGGUUUAUUCUUUGUUUGGUGUUAUCUCUAUACAAUUAUUGAAGGGUCGGUUCAGUGACGCAACGUCACUCCAGCCACCAUGGCGUCGACGGCGGAGACCGAGGAGGAGACUUUCAGCCGCGGCGCCGUCGUGCGCAUCAAGCUCCGUAACUUUCUGACGUACGACGAGGUGACUGUGAACCCGGGGCCGCGCCUCAACCUCCUCAUCGGCCCGAACGGCUCCGGGAAGUCGACCGUGGUGGCCGCUCUGGUGCUGGGCCUGGCCGGCUCUCCGCAGAUUCUCGGUCGCGCGCCGCAGCUCUCCCUCUACGUCAAGGAGGGCACCCAGGAGGGCUCCAUCGAGCUGGAGCUCUUCGAUCCGAAUGGAAACCAGGUCAUAUCGCGCACCAUACGUGGUAACCAUAGCACGUGGGCACUGAAUGGCGAAAAGGUCAAGGAGGAGCGUGUGAAGCGGGUUGUGGCGGACCUGAACAUCCAGGUGGACAACUUGUGCCAGAUUCUUCCGCAGGAGCGGGUCCAGGACUUUGUCAAGAUGAAUGCCCAAGCCCUGCUGGAGGGAACAGAGAAGGCAGUUGGCUAUGCAGGAAUGCACGAAGAUCACGUGUUUCUUAAAGAUAAGGACAGCACGAAGGAACUGCUGACACGGCAGGUAGCAGAGCACCGGUCGAAACUGGGUGAAGUGGAAGAAAACAUAGAGACGCUCCAGGUAAGCGUGGAUAACGACAUGAAAAGGAAGAAGUUUGAGCGCACCGCCGCAAGACUGAGAGAUCGGCGUGAGUGGCUCAAGUACGAGCUGGCACGGACCGAGACUGCCAGACUUCGCAAGGUGAAGGAGGACGCCGAAACGGAGCUGAAUGAGGCCAAGAGGGCUCUUGAGCCGCGGAGACAACGGCUGGCUCUGUGCGAAAAAGAAGAAAAAUCAUUUCAACUGAAGCUGGACACCUGCAACGCUCAGCUCCGCGACGAACGCAAGGCGAUGGAAGUCCAGAACAAACAAGCCAAAAAGUACGAGGUUGAAAUAGAGAACUUCAUCCAGAAGCAGGAAGAGCGGGAGACCCGUGAACAAGAGCGGCAACAGCGCGAGGCCGGGCUGCGCCAGAAGCUCGAAACUGUGCUUCGGGAUCUAGCCAAUGCCGAAGACCCUGGUCCCGCUCUAGAAGCUGAGAUACGCGACUGCAACGCAGCUGUCAAGCAGCUGUCUGCCGGCGUGGGCAGAUGUCAGGACGAACAGGAGGCGGCUAACCGCGAGUACAGCGAGCUGCAGGGUCGGGUGAAUGGACUUAAGGAAGGCCUGAGACGUGUGCAGAGCGUCACCGAUCAGAAACUCGAGCUGCUUCAGCGUCGCAACCGGGAUGCGUACAACGCAGUGCUGUGGCUGCGCCAGAACCGCGACAAGUUCGCGCACCCCAUCCACGAGCCCAUGAUUCUUCUGCUGGAUGUGGACGACGUCCGGAUGGCCAAGUACGUGCAGGCUGCCGUGCCCUGGACCGACCUGCUGGCGUUCACUUGCGAGACGCGGGCUGACAUGAAUCUGUUCCUGCAAGAGCUGCGGGAGCACCAGCGGCUGCGCGUGAGCUGCGUGCUCUCGGACCCGGCUGUAUCGCUCGACUCUCUGCGGCCGCAGCGCACGCAGGAGCAGCUGCGCCAGCUGGGCUUCCAGGGCACCGUGGGUGACCUCUUCAGAGCCCCGGAUGCGGUGCGUCGCUACCUCUACAAGACGCACAAGCUGCACAACAUCCCUGUGGCUGACGUCGACGGAGAGGCAGCCACCCGGGUGUUGCGUGCCACACAAGGCCAGCAGGGCCUCAACUCGUACAUGAUCGGUGAUCUCAAGUACCGCUCCGGUCAGUCGCAGUACGGCAGUCGGUUGCCGUGGACCUCCACGGAGCCGCUGGCGCGGCCAGACCAGCUCUUCACUCUCACGGCAGACACUGCGCGCGAGCGGGAGCUCUGUGGUCUGAUCGAAGAGGCGCAGCGCAGACAGGAGGAGCUGGGCGGAGUUAGGGAGGCCGCGCAGGCUCGGCUGACCGAGCUCAACGGCCGGCUAGAGCAGGCGAGACGCGCCAUAAGAGAGCUGACAGCACGGCGCGACAACCGACGCAUGCUUGAGGGGCGGCGCAACACCACGGAACAAUCGUUGCGAGAGUGCGAAAGGGCUAGUUGCGACCUUGCAGCGGAGGCGCGUCAGACGGCCUCGAAGAUCGGCGGAUGCUUGGACCAGCUGGCGAACGUGCAGAAGCAGCUGCUGGCCGCCUGCCGGGCAUGCCAGGCCCUGGAACUACGCGGCGAGGUCGUUCGCGCGCAGCUCGACCUCAGCAAACGGCGCACUAGCGAGGCGCGGCGCGACCUCAGCGAAGCCAGCGAGAGUCUGCAACAACUCCAAGAAAAUGUUCGGGAGGCAGUCGACGCCUUUGACGCCCAAAAACGCGAGUCCAAGCGGCACCGGGUGGCAGCGCUCAAGCAAAUGAAACUGGAGGAUGACAACAAAUUGGAUGAAGCGCUCCGUCGACGAUUUAAUGGCUUACCCACCACUCUGGCAGAGCUGGAAACCAACCUUCAGGAGGCAGAAGCCCGCGCAGACAUGCUGUCGACAGAUGACGGUGCCGUCCGGCGCUACCACCAGCUUAAGGAGAGCCAGAGUAACCUCUUAACCGCCCUGAAACAACGCGAGAACGAGCUGGAACGCUUGGAAACCAAUGUCCAGGAACGUCGCACGCGCUGGCUCAAUGAUCUGAAUGAGAUUGUCACUGAGGUUAACAAAUACUUUGGUCAGUUUCUGCGCGAAAUGGGGUGCGCUGGCGAGGUGGCGCUCUUUGUGCCGGAGAACGGACGCGCGGCCGAGUACGGUAUCUCCAUUAAGGUCAAGUACCGCGCCUCUGAGCAGCUGUGCGAGCUGUCUGCCACGCACCACAGCGGCGGCGAGCGCAGCGUGGCCACCAUGCUCUACGUGAUGGCGCUGCAGCACCUCAAGCGCACCUCAGUGCCGUUCCACUGCGUCGACGAGAUCAACCAGGGCAUGGAUGCCCGCAACGAGCGGCGUGUCUUCGAGCUGGUGGUGCGCGCCGCGUGCCGCAGCGGCGGCGCCCAGUACUUCCUGGUGACGCCCAAGCUGCUGCCCAAGCUGCAGUACCCGGAGCACGGCCUGACGGUGCUCUGCGUCUUCAGUCCCGUGGUCGGCAAAUCGGAGGAGUGCGACAUACAAAAGUACAUCCAGAGGAAGCGGCGAGCCGUGGCCGCCGCCGCCGCCGCCGCCGCGCGCGGUCUCCACUGACGGGUGAGCACCGUGCACCGUGCCUUCUCUCACAUAUGUGUGCCAUGAUGAUGAUGUCUAGUCGAGAUAAUAACAUUAACACAUAAUCUCGGGAGUGUUGAACAUGGCCAUGACUAGGAAGAUCAGAGAAGAGAAUUGAAAUGAGAGGGAGAGAGAUGACCUGAUCGAUAACAAUGUAUUUCAUUCCUUUUACAAUAUGCAUUAUGCACUCACGUCACAAGGUUGUCAUUUGUCAUCACUUAUCACGUUUGAUAAUAAACUCAGAAAAUCACGCA